Molecule: messenger RNA, 588 nt
Organism: Geodia barretti
Lineage: Eukaryota; Metazoa; Porifera; Demospongiae; Tetractinellida; Geodiidae
Source: the annotation of a GenBank genome assembly
AUGUUGUGCUUGGCCCGCAACUACCGAUCCCAUCUCCACGGGGUUGCAGAACCCACUCGCCCGGAACCGUUCUACAAGACGCCGACCGCGAUCAUCGGUCCCGGUGACCCCAUCAAGGUAACUGCCGACUCAGGUCUAGUGGUCUGCGAAUCCGAACUCGUCGUCAUCAUGGGCAAGCGGGCCAAGAACGUUAGCGAAGAGGAUGCACUAGAUUACGUAUUCGGCUACACCGCCGGUAACGAUGUCAGUGCUCGCGACUGGCAGAGCGAUGACACGCAAUGGUGGCGCGCCAAGUCGGCCGACACCUUCGGACCAACUGGCCCGUUUAUCGUUACCGACAUCGAUCCCCAGGACGUCAGCAUUCGCGGAUUAGUGAAUGGAGUUGAAGGGCAGAAGUGCCACUCCUCGGAGAUGAUCUUCGACGUUCGCCAAUCGAUCAGCUUCAUCUCGCGUUACGUCACCCUCGAAUGUGGCGAUAUGUUGUGGACCGGCACAUCAGGUACGACCCCUCCGAUUAACGUCGGCGGAGACGUCACAGUGGAAAUCGAAAAGAUCGGUGUGCUCCACAACCCGGUCGAGGCUGCAUAA